AUGUCAAGUAAAAUCAAAAGCAGGAACAGACUACUAUCGUCACAUAAGAAGUCACUGUUUACAAAAUUAUCAACGAAGGAUGAGUUGUUGGUUUUAAAAUAUCUGAUGGACCGCCCGAGCCUACCUAUAUAUUCACUUGAAGAUCCAUCCAGAAAUGACGUUCCCGGCUCCUCAAAAGGUAAUGGAGAUGGAGUCAAGGACUCUUUUAUGUUAACGUAUCCAGACUAUAUACCAUGGAAGGACCAUACCCAGACGAUAAUGGGGAAACGGUCUCCAGAUCAUCAGGAACCUGACAAUCAUAAUUACUUGAGUAAAGGCUACUUUGAAGCUCCCCAUGUUGGUAAUGAAUACCAUUCGGGUAGAAAUUUGGUCCUGGCUACCUUGUUCAAGUCUAAUGAAAACUGCUUGUCUAUUGUUAAUGAAUUAUCACAGUACCUCACGAAUGCAUACCGGACAAGAAAUGAGAAUAUAAACAAGAUACGAUUCAAUUCGGGCCACUUUAAGAUACCUCAAAAGGUUACACUCACUGCAACUAAAAGAGAAAACUGGCUCAAUGACUUAAGCAAUCCAAAUAUGCUGUUAAAGAAGAUUGGCGAGAAAAUUCCUCAUGGUAUCAGAAGUAAAGUUCUUAUUGAUUCGCUUUGCACAAGGUCUACGCCAAUAGACAGAGCAUUGUGGUUUACAAAAUGCGUCUUGUUUAGUGAACUUUUAGCAUUGAGGCGAAAGUAUCAAUCGAAGUUACCACCAGACUCCAGUUCGCCGGAAAAGUUUGAAUUGCAUUGGCUACAAGAAUGGACUCAGCAGGUCGCUAGCUAUGUAUUCAAAAUGGCACAAGAUAUCAUGCAAACUACUGAUGGUGCAAAGAAGGACACCUAUAUGAAAAAAUUGGGCUACCUUCGAGAAUUGAUUCUGUCCUUGUAUGUGGAAACCUUGUUGGACAAGACCUACUUUCUCUCAUUAAUAUUAAAGCCACUUAGGGAUGGAUUUCCGACUGAUUCUGACGCAGUUAGUGAAUUGAUAAAGAUGCGGCAAAGUGAUGAGGCGGAAGAUUAUGAUGCUUCUAUUCAAGAAGAUCUACAAUGUGAUAUAAAUUACUCUCAGCGGUUUGGCUCAUUAGUCUGGAUUAAAACGUUCUGGAACGACAUUAUUGGUAUCGACUACUUGGCAAAAGAAUUAGGUGAGCUGUUGUUGCUCAACUACUUCUAUAUAACAAAACUAUCGCAGUACCCAAAAUGGUUCUUACCUGAGCACUUGAGAGACAAUUUAACAAAGUCAUUUAGUGACAUGGUGGUUUUCCUUUUCAAGUACAACACAAACGUUUUUGUUAUCCCUAAUAACUGGGCUAUAACUGGGGACUCGUUGGCGACUAUAUUGUUACAGGAGACGUUUACUAUGCAUUCGAGCGAGCUGAAAAAGAUCACCGACCAACUUGAGUUGAUCAACUAUAGAAACGAAAGUUUAAUCAUUAACAUGAGCAAGCAUGAAACUGCUGCAGAGUUGUCAAAUAACAAUGGCCCCCCAAAACCCAUCGUUCCAGUCUAUGGAAAUGCGCAAAAUUUUAGCAGCGAUAAGAGAUACAGAGGAGCAAUGGGCGGCAUGUUUAAGGUCUUGCAGGAUUUGGAUCAACUUCGAUUCAAUGGGAAAAUUAUUCAACGAUUGCAACCUCGCUUAGGUAAUCAAAACAAUGACAAUUGGAAACAAAUUUUGAGAACUGUACUCUUCUGGUGUGUUUCUCCCUGGCGAUACAGCGAAUUUCAACAUGAAAAUAUAUUGGUUGUGUGCAAUUUUUUGAAAAGAGCUUUAUUUGCUCAAGCCGACAAGACGACAAAAGUGGAACUUGAGAACGAAAUCUUGGAAUCUAUAUUUGUUAUUAUAGAAUCGGAAAGGGGAUUGGUUGACAGCAACAAGCUAUAUAUUUUGAUUAAUGAGUUGUACCAAUUAAAGAUUGUUACCAUAGCUUCUUAUAUAAGAAAGCUAAUUGCUUCAGGUGUUUUUUACACGACACCGGGCGAACACUCGUCUCAAGAAGAUGGUGGUACUAGCACUCAAAACCACCUUCAAUGCUUGAUGAACCUUCCCGUCUUAAACAACAGGCAAUGUGAUAGUAUCUUACGAAAAUGGACUACCGAUGGCCCAGAUUUCAAAGCCACAUUUGACUUGAUGAAAGGUCAACUUCAAUCAGAAAUAUUAGACAGGGUUUUCACCAACAGGGAAAUCAUUCUAACUCAUCAAUUUGAAGACAAUUGGAACUCACUUCGAGUUGGAUUAAAGUUCUUACUCGUUAAUUGGUUGACAGACGAGUUCAAGGAGAAACUCACGUCGACACCAAAACUUAUUGUGUUAACACCGGAUGCUCUAUCAAAGAUGUACAAAUUUUAUGCCAUUUCGGAUAAUCUUCCCGUUUUUUUCAAAAUUGUUGUCCAAGCAAUCCUCAGGAAUGAAAGCAGAAUGGCAAUCUUGUAUCUCGAUGGACUUUACUUUAUUUCAAGAUUGAUUAUGAGACAUUUCAAACUCAUAAAGCAAUUUGCCGACUCAUCCAACAGACCUACUGUUGCAAAUCUUUUCCGCUUAGUAAUUCAGAGUUACAAAGAUUUGUGCCAACGAGAAUUUGUCUUGUAUGAUUUUCACCAAGUUUGGAAUUUCGUUGAUUCGGUUACUGAAAAGGACGAAUUGCCUUGCCGGAAACGCAAAUGGGACGCUAGGUCCAGUGCUCCUCAAUUUGGAAUACAAUCGGUGCGAAAAGAUACUUAUGAAACACCAAUGCAAAUACAGUCGGUUGAUUUGGCACUAGACCACACUCCACGGUUAACAGACGCCUAUAGCUCAGAUGAUUUCAGAAACGAUUUAGCAGCAUUGAGGUCCCUGAAAACUAUACCUUUAACUGAGGCUGAGGUGAAGGAACUUAAAGGAAUCGUGGGGGCUGAUGAUCCCGAAUCCUACUUAAACAAUUGGUUUCUUAAAGUAGAUUCAAUUUCUGAAAUUUUGGAGGUGGCUAUUGUAAAACUUUGGAAACACCUCACAAUUGGUGUUGACAUAGAUAAGAUGAGUAACCUCAUUCGAUCCGUUUUGCUUGAUGUUUUGAAUUCAGAUCGUGGAUUAAAUCGGAAGGUCCUCAUGAUCAAAAAAUUGAUAAUAUAUGAUAUAAUUUCAUUCUGCGAUUUUGUUUCACUUAUGGACUCAAACAAAAUGGAUGCUGACUUGUUGCUUCACCAAAUGUUGUUGGAACCCAACUUUUCGGAUAACUCAGAACUAAGUGCUUCACAGUAUCAACUUUUCAAUAUCCAUGUACACUUUUUCAAAGACAAAAACAAGCAGCAGUUUACCAACUUGUUUUUGAGUGGCUUAAGAAUAGGAAAUUUGCAGAGCAGCGGUUAUUUUAUUGAGCAUAGAGAAAUGUUGAAGCGGUAUUUGAGCCAAAAUCUAGUUACCCAUGAUCAGUAUAUCUUUAACGAGCUAUUUGCAAAGAUAAGCCGAGAAGAUUGCUUCGAGUUGUUGAAUCUUUGCUUACAUCGGUCAGGAAAGACAUCUAUUGUGUCACUUUCUGAUUUUGAAAAGAAUAUAGAGGAGGUUAAUGAGUUUAACCUACCAUUCUUCCAAGCGUUGCUUUGUGUUGUAGCAAGAGCCAUAGAUACUGAAGACAAGGCUGCCACAAAGGCUAGAUGGGAAGAAUUCAUUACAAUCUUUUUAAACAAGCCUCGGUCCAUAGAAUCACCUGAAAGCUUCAUAUUUGGGGGUUUGUUCUUUAGAGUUCCUUGGGAGCAUAAAUUGAUAGUGAUGGAGAUUCUCGAGGAGAAAAUCUUUACUCAGACCUCCAUUGACAAUACAUCAAUAACAUUGUCGGUAAACGGAGUUGAUUUAUCCAGGAUUAUUACUGGAUUUCUUGAUAUAUUCUUGUCCAACGCGGUUAGUACCGUUGACUCACCUAGGUCAUUUAUUACUAACUUUACAGAGUUGUUAAGCAAAAUAGAGCAUAUCAUCAACAAGGAGAUUCCUGAUGAAUGCCGCAGCACGCUCAAUACCUUCUUGUCGAUAAUUUUAAAGGUGCUUAUCAUACAUAAACCUUCCCUUUGUACUUUCAUCGCAACUAACCUUAGCGAUGAGUUGGUUAACACUUUUGUGAAGAAAUUGACUCAUAUUUUGAAUUCGAGGUAUAUUAAAAGUGAAAAUGAAAAAUUGAGAGUGCUCUUUCAUGAUCUUUUGCUUUUAAUGAAGAGCUCUGUGACUGAGAAAGUUACAGAAUUAGUUGAACAAAAUUUGCUUACUUCGCUUGGAUCGCCAGAGCAACAGAGUCCAGGUGGAAAUCGGCACAAAGAAUCAACCAUGGUUGAGCUGACUGCAACCACAUCUCAAGUGCAAAGGUUAUUUGACAUUCCUGAACUCGAUAAAGAAAACCCGUUCAAGGGUGAUUUCAAUGAUGGAUUGGUAAGCUGUGCGAUAAUGCUUGGCAAGGAAGAUUUGGUCCAUGGCGGAGACUCCAAUCAUAUUAAUGAUAAUAACCUCAAAUUACAGAUUCCAAAGUCGGAUGCAUUAAAUAUUCCUGCCUUUGUGGGAAACAUUUUAGGCAACGAGAAAACCGAGGAUCAAGAUGGCGCAACCUCGAAAGUUUGUGUUCGCCCUUUCAAGGUCAGAAGCUACGAGUUCAAAGAGAUGAAUCGAGAGCAAGAACUUGAUGAGGUAUCGAGUGUUUCCUCUGAAGUUGGAGAAACAGUACCUCUCCAGACCAUACCCCUGAUCAUUGAGUCGAAUUAUUCCGACCUGAGUGCAGAAACACAAGUAAAUGACGGACAAAAGGCCAAUCAGCAAGAGAAGCCUGGGGACUUGAGCUUCUUGGCCAGCGCAAACUUCUCAACCGAGUCCUUAAACGACAGCCCCCGAGAUACUGCUUUUCAAUUUGGCAGUGUACAGAUGAGUCCAUCGGCGAGAAAGUAUUCAAAUUCUUCACUCAGCAACUCACCAAGAUUAUCCCAUCCGAGCCAACAAUCGAGGUCAAGACCUUUAUCGGCAUUCCUUUUGGACUCGGGAAACUUUAUUGCUGAGGAUGAGAAUGCGCUAGCGUUUGAUAACACGCCGAGGUCCAGGGACUCCUUCACUUUUGGAUUAAAAGCUGAACACAGCCCCAGUUAUCAUGAUCGGGAAAUUCUGCAAUCACAGCCGUACUCUGCGCUGCUGAACAUUCGUCCCCCUUCUCCAACGAGGUCAACUUCUCCUGUUAGGACAAACAGGCACUAUAGAUCCAAAUCACCGGUGAGAAGAUCUUCAUCUCCAAAGAAACUGAAUCCUUUCAACUUCCAACCGCAAGAGAUAAUGCUACAAAACAAUACGUCAAAUCAAUCGUUGCAAGUAAAGCCUGCACACAGAAAGGGUCAUAAGUACAAGCACUCUUCGAUGUCGAUGAACUUAUUUCAAGAACCACCCCCAAUGAGUGCAAAUGAACAGCAGUUGAGAGCAAUCCCUGACCUGUAUCCGGUACCAAACUACAAAGAGGCAUUGGCAUCUGUCAGCAAACAUCAAAAAUCGAGACUAUUUUGGGCAUUGGGCCAUUUUAGUUUAUCUAUUCUCAUAUUUGUCAUUGGGUUCAAAUACGGAUUUGGAUCGCUAUCUACAUUGGCCCAUUUAGUAUUCUAUGACUCUUUGGGGUCUUUAUUUAUUGUACUAGUUGAUAUUAUGUCAAAUUUUGAAGUUUGGAAUAGCUCUUCAAUCGCUUAUCCUUUUGGAUUGGAACGUAUUGAAGUAUUGGUUGGGUUUGCAUUAAGUGCCUCGCUUUUGAUGCUUAGUUUUGACUUGUUUAGUCAUUUCUUUGAAGAAUUUAUCUUGUCAUUGAUAUCUCAUGAUGAGCACCUGGACCAUGAACACUUGUCGCAUCAUGUACACGAAGGACAAGGAAAUUCAACUGCUAAUUGGAUACCUUAUGAAAUGAUAUUGAUACUUACGCUAGUGGUGUCGUUAAUUUCCUCCAAUUACAUCCUCGCUUACGAUAGAAUAAAUGAAAUGUUGACCACCAAUGAAAGCACUGCCAAGAGUAACAGUUCAACAAUUGGAAAUAUUCGUGGGAAUGAGAAUACAUUGAAUCUGCGUGUGUUGAAAGUUUUGGAAGUUUGGAGGAAUUAUCCUACCCAUAUGAUUACAGUCACUUAUGCAUCGUUUCUCAUCAUACUUCCAUUGAUCCCGGAGACUUUUGUUAAAGAGUUGGCUUAUGAUGUGAAUAAGUGUGCAACCAUACUAGUGGCAUGCUUGUUGUUUUACAAUGGUUGGAACUUAGUCAAAACAUUAGGCGGCAUAUUACUCUGCUCAUUUCCAUACUCAAAUUAUGAAUACAACGUGCUAAAGUCUAGAAUCAAGCAAGAUAUUUUAUCAUUGGAAUUCUUUAGAGAGGGGUUCCUGAUUGACAAGCUAUUUAUCACAAAGUUUAAUUACCAAUUGUACGUCAUUGGAGUAUCGAUCAACAUGAAAGGUGCCGAUUCGGAUGAAGAAGUGCGAAUGAGGUUUGAAGUAAACAGAAUUAUACACCGAGAGAUACAGCUGUUGGAUAAUGCUCCCAUUUACAACUAUUCAACAACUUCAGAAUCAUCAACCAAAUCAAGACCAGUAUUUCAUGAAGUUUCCGACGCUACUGAGGAGUCACACACGGGCCAAUUUAUAAACAAGCUUUCUAAACCAUAUACCGUUACUACUUAUGCUCGUCCGAACCUCGUUUUAACUCACGGCAAAGGUUCAUACAUUUACGAUUUAGAAAAUCGAAAAUAUAUUGAUUUUACUGCCGGUAUAGCAGUGACGUGUUUAGGACAUUCCAAUGAAGGGAUAACGGAUAUAUUGAAAGAUCAAGCAGAAAAGCUCAUCCACUGUUCCAAUUUAUAUUACAACUUGCCAGCGGGUGAAUUGGCCAGUAAAUUGAUUCAUAAAACAAAGGAGCACAACGGGUUACACGAUGCUGCCAGAAUUUUUUUGUGUAAUUCGGGAACUGAAGCCAAUGAAGCAGCUUUAAAGUUUGCUAGAAAGUAUGGUAAGUCGCAAGGUGGAGACGCCAAGACAGAAUUCAUCACUUUUGCCAAUUCCUUCCACGGCAGAUCCUUGGGCGCUUUGUCAGUGACACCCAACCCUAAGUACCAGGCUCCUUUUGCCCCAUUGAUACCUGGCGUUCACGUCGCUGAACCCAAUGAUAUUCAAAGUGUAAAGAACUUGAUUUCCUCAGAAAAGACAUGUGGAGUCAUAAUCGAACCCAUACAAGGUGAAGGUGGGGUCAACUCAAUGGAUGAGAGUUUCUUGGUAGAAUUGAGAAAGUUGUGUGACGAGCACGAUGUUUUGCUAAUCUAUGACGAGAUACAGUGUGGGUUGGGCAGAUCAGGUAAGUUGUGGGCACACUCGUACUUACCUCACGAAGCUCAUCCAGAUAUCGUGACUAUGGCCAAAGCAUUAGGUAAUGGGUUCCCCAUUGGUGCUACUAUGAUUACGGAAAAGGUUGAAAAGGUGCUCUCUGUAGGGGAUCACGGUACAACGUACGGUGGAAACCCACUUGGAGCUAGAAUCGGGUCAUUUGUCGUAGAGGAAAUCACCCAAGAACCAUUUUUGCAAAAUGUCAAUGAAAAAUCUGAAAAGUUUGUGUCAAAGUUGAACGAGAUUGCCGAGGCUCAUCCUGAUAAAAUACUAAAAGUCAAGGGCAAAGGUUUGUUGUUGGGCUUGCAAUUUGCCGAAAACGUUGAUAUAAACAAAAUUGUCGAAAAGUGUCGGGAGAAUGGGUUGCUAAUUAUAACAGCUGGAAUGAAUACUAUCAGGUUCGUACCAGCACUCAACAUACCUGAUGAGGCUAUAGUAGAUGGACUUGCUAUCUUAGAACAUUGUAUAAAACAGUAA
Molecule: messenger RNA, 7848 nt
Organism: Lodderomyces margitis
Lineage: Eukaryota; Fungi; Ascomycota; Pichiomycetes; Serinales; Debaryomycetaceae
Product: SRB8
Exons: 3
Coding region: 1-7848 (2615 amino acids)
Biological process (GO): arginine metabolic process; regulation of transcription by RNA polymerase II
Cellular component (GO): mitochondrial matrix; mediator complex
Molecular function (GO): pyridoxal phosphate binding; transaminase activity; identical protein binding
Source: RefSeq, a predicted model, not a curated record